Molecule: messenger RNA, 1797 nt
Organism: Oryzias latipes (Japanese medaka)
Lineage: Eukaryota; Metazoa; Chordata; Actinopteri; Beloniformes; Adrianichthyidae
Source: RefSeq, a predicted model, not a curated record
UUUUGUAAGAGUUCAACCCGGAAGUUAACAUUUACGAGGAGCACUUAAACGCAGCAGCCCUCUUGAAUGCGACAAGAUGGAGGACUAUCCUUCCAAACAAGUCCCUGAAAACCUCGACGAUCCGCCCAACAGCCGUUUGUUCUUGGUCACGAGCCGCAGCAUCAGCGAAGAUGAGCUCCGCGAACGUUUCUCCAGAUUCGGAGACAUCCAGGGGGUCUGGGUGGUCAAAGACCGGCAGACCAAGGAGUCCAAAGGCAUCUCCUACAUCAAGUUCGCCAAAUCUUCGCAGGCCUGCGCGGCCAUGGAGGAGAUGCACGGACAGAUGCUGUCGGACAAAAGCAAACCCAUCAAGGUCUUCAUCGCUCAGUCUCGAUCUUCAACCAGACACAGAGACGUGGAGGAUGAGGAGCUUACCAGGAUCUUCGUCAUGAUACCCAAAACCUUCACAGAGGAAGACCUGAAAAACACUUUUAAAGAGUACGGAGACAUUGAAUACUGCGUCAUCAUCAAAAAUAAACUCACCGGGGAAAGUAAAGGACUCGGUUACGUCAGAUACUACAAACCCUCCCAGGCUGCCAUCGCUAUAGAGAACUGUGACAAAUCGUACAGGGCCAUCCUGGCCGAACCCCGCUCCAAAUCCAACGCCUCUGAGGAUUACUCCGGCGCAGGGAGCAGAGGGGAGUACGGCGGAGACUCGGCCAACCAGUACGGCUUUCACGCAGACCCUGGGAACUUUGCGGUGCCGGAGAGCCGCGCGGGGGACUUCACGCGCGCGCUGAUGGUGUCCACGCGGGCAGCGCUCACGCAGGAGCAGGUCUUCGCUCUGUUCGACCUCAUUCCCGGCAUGGAGUACUGCGAGCUGCAGAGAGACUCGUACGGCAUGAACAAAGGCUGUGCCAUGAUCCGCUACAGUAACCUUGGCUCUGCCCUUUACGCCAAAGAGAAACUGAACGGCUUCGAGUAUCCGCCCGGCAACAGACUGGUGGUGUACUUUCUAGAUGAUGGCGAGGACCGCAGCAGCUCGGUGGGGCGGAUGGCCAUGCAGUUUGUUGCUGCUCAGAUGAUGUCCGCUGUGUGGAACGGAGCGUCCAGCAGCCAAAUGCUGAAACCUCAUAGUUUCUCGCCGUCGCCCUCCAUGUCCCGUAUCCAGACGGACGUCAGCCUGCCGUCCCUGAAGAAGCUGGCGCCCCCCGACAGUAAAACCAAGGAGCGCUUGUUUGUGGUGUUCAGCCCGUCCCCUCUGCCCCCUGAUGUGCUGGAGGACGUCUUCUGCCGCUUUGGGUCCCUCAUUGAGGUCUAUCUGGUUCCCGGGCAGAAAGUGGGAUACAUAAAGUACGCAGACAAACAGUGCGCUGACGAGGCCAUGGUGGCGCUGCACGGCCGUGUGGUCAACGGCGUGAAGAUGAAGGUGAUGCUGGCCGAUCCCCCCAGAGAGGAGUCGCACAAACGGCCCCGCACCUACUGACGGCAGCGGGGGGCGGUGAGUACGCGGCCGCCGCACUCUGAGGCCUGUGAUGCGCUUUCAGGGCGCCGUUAGCAUCAGAGCUCUCAGACUGCAGAGCAGUGGGGGAGGCUGAAGGCCCCCCCCACUGCUCUGACAGAUUCACUGUCUUCCUCCUGUCAGUAACGCUGCAGCUUCUCGUUUCCCAGGCGACUGUCUUGACUGACACCUGACCUGACAGACCCACACCUCCUGACCUUAGACCGACCUUUGACCCCUGUCUGACGUUGCUUCUUCUGGGAAGACGACCCAGAACUGUCUGAACUUUGAACCCCCUCAAUAAAAACUGUACUUCA